Messenger RNA from Brassica oleracea var. oleracea, 2369 nucleotides. RefSeq names its product putative cell division cycle ATPase. The record is from RefSeq and is a predicted model, not a curated record. Gene Ontology annotation, cellular component: mitochondrial outer membrane. Gene Ontology annotation, molecular function: ATP hydrolysis activity; ATP binding. Lineage: Eukaryota; Viridiplantae; Streptophyta; Magnoliopsida; Brassicales; Brassicaceae.
AAAUGGAGCAGAAGAGCGUAUUGUUGUCAGCUUUAGGUGUUGGUGUUGGACUAGGGAUUGGGUUGGCAUCUGGUCAGACUUUGGGUAGAUGGGCAAACGGCUCGGGCCCAUUAAAAGACGGACUCACCGGAGAACAGAUUGAACAAGAGUUGUUGAAACAAAUUUUGGAUGGGAGAGAGAGUACUGUCACCUUCAAUGAGUUUCCGUACUUCUUAAGUUAAAAAACAAAAUGUUUAUUGAAAAGUGCAGCUUAUGUUCAUCUAAAAGUGUCUGAUAUCUCAAAGCACACUCGGAAUCUUGCACCCGCAAGUAAAGCCAUUCUACUUUCCGGUACUGCAGAGUUUUAUCAUCAAAUGCUUGCCAAAGCUUUGUCACAUUACUUUGAAUCAAAACUAUUGCUAUUGGAUCAUAUAACUGAUUUCUCUAUUAAGAUACAAAGUAAAUAUGGAUGCACCAUAAAGGAACCGCUUCACAAGAAGUCUAUUUCUGAGCUAACAUUGAAUAAAAUGUCGAGUUUGAUGGGUUCCUUUUCUAUGCUUUCUCAAAGCAAAGUUGAACCAAGAUGGACGUUGCGUCGACACACCAGUGGAAAUGAUAUUAAGAACUCAAAUCUAGACAUAACAAAUCUUCCUCCAAAACACAAGAGAAAUGCAUCUGCUGCUUCUGAUAGUGACAGUAGCAUAUCUUCCUACUCUUCGAGUUCUGUUUCAGCUUCCAGCAAAGGCAGCACAAAUCUAUGCUUCGACGAGAAACUUUUCAUGCAAUCACUUUACAAGGUGUUGGUCUCUGUAUCAGACAAAAAUCCACUAAUAAUAUACUUCAAGGACGUUGAGAAGCUUCUUGAGUCAGAAAGAUUCUACAAGUUGUUCCAGAAUCUGUUGAACAAGCUCGCUGGUCCUGUCUUGAUUCUUGGCUCAAGAGUAUUAGAAUCCAAAGAUGAUUGCCAAGAAGUAACCGAAGGAACAUCCGCUCUCUUUCCUUACAACAUCGGAAUCAGACCACCAGAGGAUGAAUCUCAGCUCAUGACCUUGAAAACUCGGUUAGAAGAAGACAUGAAGAUGAUUAAGAUUCAAGACAACAAGAACCACAUCGCCGAGGUUCUUGCAGCUAAUGAUAUCCAAUGCGAUGACUUGGCUUCGAUAUGUCUCGCGGAUACAAUGUGUUUGAGCAACCGCAUUGAGGAGGUUGUGAUUUCUGCAAUCACUUAUCAUUUGAUACACACCAAAGAACCGGAGUACAGAAACGGGAAGCUUGUUAUAUCUUCCAAAAGCUUGUCUCAUGGACUGAGUAUAUUCCAAGAAAACAAGAAUGACAAUGCAUUGCCUCUAAAAGCACCUGAAGCUGUUCCUGAUAAUGAGUUCGAGGAGCGUAUAAGAUCAGAGGUUAUACCAGCAAAUGAGAUUGGUGUCAAAUUUGCAGAUAUUGGUUCUUUAGACGAAACAAAAGAUUUGCUUCAAGAACUUGUAAUACUUCCACUUAGAAGACCUGAUCUCUUCAAAGGCAAUCUUCUCAAGCCAUGCAGAGGAAUCCUACUAUUCGGACCGCCUGGUACUGGCAAAACAAUGCUUGCAAAGGCGAUUGCAAAUGAAGCAGGAGCUAGUUUCAUCAAUGUAUCCAUGUCUACAAUCACUUCAAAAUAUUAUGGAGAAGACGAGAAGAACGUGAGAGCUUUGUUUACUUUAGCAGCUAAAGUAUCUCCAACGAUUAUAUUUGUGGACGAAGUUGAUAGUAGGUUGGGACAAAGGAAGAGUGUUGGAGAGACUGAAUCCACUAGGAAGAUCAAGAAUGAGUUUAUGUUGCAUUGGGAUGGUCUAAUGACUGAACCAGGUGAAGGGGUUAUGGUUCUUGCAGCCACAAACAGACCCUUUGAUCUUGACGAAGCUAUCAUUAGGAGGUUUGAGCGCAGAAUAAUGGUGGGACUUCCUUCCAUUGAGAGCAGAGAGAUGAUCUUGAGAACUUUGUUGUCUAACGAGAAAACAGAUGAUCUUGAUUUUCAUGAGAUUGGACAGAAGACAGAAGGCUACACUGGAAGUGAUCUCAAGAACAUGUGCAUCACAGCUGCGUAUAGACCGGUUAGAGAACUGAUUCAGCAAGAGAGAUUGAAAGAUAAGGAGAGGAAGAAAAGAGAAGAAGCAGGAAAAGGCAAGGAAGAACCAAAAGAAGUAGAAGAAGCUUCUGAGGAGAGAGAUAUUACUUUGAGACCUUUGAACAUGGAAGACAUGAGAAAAGCUAAAAACCAGGUAUCUGCGAGUUUUGCAUCAGAAGGAUCUGGAAUGGAUGAGCUGAAGCAAUGGAAUGAUUUGUAUGGAGAAGGAGGCUCAAGGAAAAAGGAACAGCUCACUUAUUUCCUCUGAACAAAAUGCAAAACC